Photinus pyralis (common eastern firefly) is the source of this 910-nucleotide messenger RNA. It is a transcript of the gene c12.1, whose product is annotated as protein CWC15 homolog. The transcript is spliced from 2 exons. Gene Ontology annotation, cellular component: catalytic step 2 spliceosome. Gene Ontology annotation, biological process: mRNA cis splicing, via spliceosome. NCBI's taxonomy places the organism in Eukaryota, Metazoa, Arthropoda, Insecta, Coleoptera, Lampyridae. The record is from RefSeq and is a predicted model, not a curated record. Gene Ontology annotation, molecular function: RNA binding. Bases 159 to 806 code for a protein of 215 amino acids.
CUUAAUUCUGUGUUUGCGACGCGUUGCCAACUUUCUCCCGAAUAAAAGACUGUUUAAGUGUUUAGUCGCCAUUUGGUUUCUGAUUAUUUAUGGGUUUCUGAUAAAUAUUAGUCGCAAAUCGUUCGUUAUUUCAACAGUUCUAAUCCCUCCAAGAAGUUAUGACUACUGCUGCACGUCCAACAUUCGAACCUGCCCGAGGAGGGCAGGGCCGAGGAGAGAAAGAUUUGAGUGCAAUGUCAAGACAGUAUUCCAGUCGAGACUUACCGGGACACACCAAACUAAAAUACAGAGAACACGGACAAGGCACCAUAGAUGAGAACAGAGCUCGUGAUUUUCGUAAAGAAUUAGAAGAACGGGAAUCUAAAAGAUCGCGCACACUGGGUCAGGGCGAUCACAAUAAGCGUUUAAAAUUGGACCAGCUACCCGCCGCUAGUCUUGAUGCAGAUGAUCCCUUAGAUGAAGAAGAGUCUGACACUUCAGAAGAUGAAGAUGAUAUGGAGGCACUUUUGGCAGAAUUGCACAAAAUUAAAAAGGAAAGGGCCAUGGAGCAGGCGAAAAAGGAAAUUGAGAAGAGACAAGAGGAGGAGCGUAUUCGAAUGGAAAAUAUAUUGAGCGGAAACCCGUUACUAACACACUACUCGUCAGGAUCAUCUAAAAGUGACCAUAAGGUUAAAAGACGUUGGGACGAUGAUGUUGUGUUUAAGAAUUGUGCUCGCUCGGAGCCCGAAAAGAAGACUAAUAUUUUCAUUAACGACUCUUUGAGAUCAGAUUUUCACAGAAAAUUUAUGGAAAAGUAUGUAAAAUAAUUUCAGUUUGUAUUUAAAGUACCUAGUUACAUAAAUGUCUGUCUGUAUGCUACAACAUUAAAUUGAUUAAACUUUGCAAAUGAUAAAUUAGGUUUUAUUGAUAA